Haliotis rufescens (red abalone) is the source of this 1727-nucleotide messenger RNA. Its product is annotated as putative serine protease F56F10.1. Gene Ontology annotation, molecular function: dipeptidyl-peptidase activity; serine-type exopeptidase activity; calcium ion binding. The coding region runs from base 50 to 1531 and encodes 493 amino acids. The record is from RefSeq and is a predicted model, not a curated record. Gene Ontology annotation, biological process: proteolysis. NCBI's taxonomy places the organism in Eukaryota, Metazoa, Mollusca, Gastropoda, Lepetellida, Haliotidae. The transcript is spliced from 10 exons.
AACGCUUGUUUCUGGUCGCUAUAGGUAACAGAAGUAAUUGUGUCUGAUAAUGAGGAUGAAGACUUUCCUAGUGUGUCUUUUUGUGGUAGCGACAUGUUUGCUAGUGGAGGCAGAUGGGUUUCUCGUUUCACCGAAUCAGGAUGGUCCACCCUCAACUUAUCCUGAACACUGGUUCCAUCAGAAACUUGACCACUUCAACGUGGUUGAUACUCGCUACUGGAAGCAGCGGUAUUAUAUCAACGACAAGUUUUACAGAGCAGGCGGACCUGUGUUCCUGUUUAUAGGCCCACAAACCGAACUGACUCCUGCUGUAUUCACUGGGAAUGGAGCUUGGUUAGAGUAUGCCAAGACCUACCACGCCAUCGGCUUUGCUGUAGAGCAGCGGUUUUAUGGAAGUAGUCAUCCAACACCAAACUUGAGUGUUGAUAAUCUACAAUACCUGAGCGUUGAACAAUCGUUGGUGGAUCUUGCAACCUUCAUCGUCGCGACAAACAAGGAACGCAAUUUCACAAACGCGAAGUGGAUCUCAUUUGGUGGAUCAUAUUCAGGUAUGAUGUCAACGUGGUUGCGGUACAAGUUCCCCCAUCUUGUUACUGGAGCUGUUGCAGACAGUCCCCCUCUCGCUGCUCCGGUGUUUGCAAAAGAGUAUAGUAUUGCUAUCGGAGAGGAUCUCCGCACAGAGUCAGGAUGCUAUGAGGCUACAUCUGCUAUUUUUGAUGACAUAAGGGCUAGUCUGAAGACUGAGGCUGGUGUCAGGAAACUGCAGUCGCUCUUCAGGUUGUGUGACUUCGAUGCUUCAAACAAACUGGACGUAGAAAAUAUGAUGAUGUACCUGCGUGAUCUGAUUGGCUGGUCAGCAAUGUUCAACACGGACGCUAACGUCAUGAGUCCAGUGCCAAUACGAUACGUGUCUUCAGUGUGUAAAGUGCUCACUGACAAAACUAUAGGGACGCCGCUAGAACGAUUGGCACGCUUUGGUGAGGUCAUUUAUCACAAUUAUACAGCCAUGAACGGUCAAUGUCGAAACAUGACAUUUGAGGCGAGAUUGAACUUGGGCAGAGAUGUGAAAUACGGCAACAGCAAUGUAUUGUCAGCACGUCAGUGGAUGUAUCAAAAGUGCACUCACAUGGGUUUGUUCACCCCUUCGUCUGGAAGCAAUCAGCCCUUCGGAGAAGCUGUGAGUGAAGAGUAUUUUCUCAAAAUCUGUGAAGGCUACUUCGGCCCAUCAUUCAACAGAUCUUUGAUCAUGAAAGGACAUGACGAAUUAAUUACAAACUAUGGCGGACUUGAUAUUAAGGUUACCAACAUCAUCCACACCCAAGGAUCCUUUGAUCCGUGGACCAAGUAUGGAUUUACCCAAGACCCGCACCCAGAAGCCUAUGUAAUAUUAAUCAAUGGAGGUGGCCACACCCCGGACAUGGCAGUUCCUUCCUCCGUGGAAAGUGCUGACGUCACAUUGGCCAGGGCAAAGAUCCAACGACUGAUCGGCCAGUGGAUAGCGUCUGGACCCACAGUCAGCAUAGUGGGAUGAAGCGGACAUCUUUGCACUGAUUUGCUCAUUACUUUCGACGUAUUAUUCAUGCUCAUUACUUACAUUUGUUACUGAAUUAAUUUCUGUCCAAUCGUCAACAUGGAAGACUCUUUGUUUAUGUUAUAUGACCAUCCUAACACACACACACACACACACACACACACACACACACACACACACACACACACACACACAC